This is a messenger RNA of Geodia barretti, 597 nucleotides long. NCBI's taxonomy places the organism in Eukaryota, Metazoa, Porifera, Demospongiae, Tetractinellida, Geodiidae. The record is from the annotation of a GenBank genome assembly.
AUGAUCGCCGGGGCCAUCCUCACCCAGGCGGCCGCGUGGCGGAACGUGGAAUUGGCGUUGGACAACCUGCUGUCCGCUGGGAUAGACGGGUGGCCGGAGAUCCACGCAUUGCCCGUCGAGGCGCUGGCCGAACUGGUGAGGCCGUCCGGUUACUUCAACGCCAAGGCGCGCAAGCUGAAGGCGUUUGCAGCUCACGUGUGCGAGCGCUACGGCGGCAGCCUGGACGACAUGUUCGCGGCGGACACGGAGACGGUACGGGGUGAGCUUUUGGGCAUUUACGGGAUAGGGCCGGAAACUGCGGACGACAUCCUGGUGUACGCGGCCGGGAAGCCGUCUUUCGUUAUCGACGCCUACACCAUCCGGAUCCUGAAGCGGGUCGGACAUUCACCGAUGGAGCGCGACAACUACCAAGGGUGGCAGGCGUUGUUCCAUGCCAACUUGCCGGCCGAUGUCUCCCUGUUCAAUGAGUUUCACGCCCUGUUGGACCAUCACCACAAGGCCGCCUGCACGAAGAAUGCGCCGCGCUGCCACGGUUGUUGUCUGCUGGACAUCUGCGCGCACGGCAGCAGCAGCAUUCAGGGGUCACCGGUGCUAUGA